AUGAUGAACCUAUACGGGGUCGUUUCCGAUGAUCUCUCACUUGCAAACGGUAUUUUAGCAAAGGAGCAGUAUGGUCCAACAGAUGUUGGUGCUAACUAUUUACAGAGCUUAGGUCAUCAACAAACCUUCUCAUGUGAGGAACUCCCCGAAACUCUCUGCAUGCUUGUCAAUUCGCAGCAAAGCCUCCACAAAGAAGCAGUUGGUAUUGCAAUUGAAUAA
Strongylus vulgaris is the source of this 219-nucleotide messenger RNA. Lineage: Eukaryota; Metazoa; Nematoda; Chromadorea; Rhabditida; Strongylidae. The record is from the annotation of a GenBank genome assembly.